AUGAGCACGCCCUCUACAUCGCUGCCGCCCAAUGCCCCCAUGACCAACGGCGUCGCCAGCGGCCAUGGAGAAGCAGAUGUAACCGCAACUGAAAACUCCCAGAUAGACUCCGGCGGCGCCUCGUCGCUGCAGAAUGUCUGCGCUGGAUUGCAUGCCCAAGUACAGGCAUUUCUGUCCUCUUCGCCUCCAGACGAAGUGACCAAGCGCACGCAGGACCAGACUCGCACUGCGAUGGGUGUGGUAGAAAAGGCGCUGCGGGAUUAUCAGUUCGAACAUGUUUCGCUGUCCUACAAUGGCGGGAAAGACUGCCUGGUGCUCCUGAUCCUGUAUCUCUCGGUGCUGCACGCGCACUUCACACAACAGCAGCAACUGCCAGCAGCGAAGAACAACUCGCGGAAGACCAAUAGCGAAGCAGAGAUUCCCUUACAACCAUUCCCUCAGUCCAUCCCCUCCAUCUACGCCAAACCACCCGACCCAUUCCCCGCCGUGACCAGUUUCGUGGAAUACUCGGCCCGAGUAUACCACCUCGACCUAGCACAUAUAUCGACGAACCCAGGACCAAACAAGAAACAGCGCUCCCACUCGAACCCCCCACUGACACACCCACCGCCCAAGUUCAACGACCUACAACAAAACCAUGAUCUGCCAGAAGCCAAACCGACUAUAUCCUUCCGGGACGCCUUCGCACUCUACCUCGACGCGAACCCGCAGGUGCAUGCGAUAUUCGUGGGGACGCGGCGGACGGACCCCCACGGCGGGCACCUGACGCAUUUCGACGCCACGGACCAUAACUGGCCGACAUUCAUGCGUGUGCACCCGGUGAUCGAUUGGCAUCUGGAGGAGAUUUGGUGUUUCCUGCGGUCGCCGUACCUUAAGGAUCUGGAGGAUGGUGGCCCUCUGCGAUAUUGUGCCAUGUAUGAUGAGGGAUAUACCAGCCUGGGGGGCGUCAAUGAUACGGUGAGGAAUCCACGUUUAAAAUAUCAUGAUGAGAAAGGUGAGGAGCGGUAUCGUCCUGCGUAUGAGAUGAAGCAUGAUGAGGGCGAGCGCCUGGGCCGCGAAUAG
Exophiala aquamarina CBS 119918 is the source of this 1062-nucleotide messenger RNA. RefSeq lists its product as uncharacterized. NCBI's taxonomy places the organism in Eukaryota, Fungi, Ascomycota, Eurotiomycetes, Chaetothyriales, Herpotrichiellaceae. Bases 1 to 1062 code for a protein of 353 amino acids. Gene Ontology annotation, molecular function: FMN adenylyltransferase activity. Gene Ontology annotation, biological process: FAD biosynthetic process. The transcript has 2 exons. The record is from RefSeq and is a predicted model, not a curated record.